Amborella trichopoda is the source of this 1439-nucleotide messenger RNA. Its product is annotated as RNA-binding (RRM/RBD/RNP motifs) family protein. Gene Ontology annotation, biological process: chloroplast rRNA processing. NCBI's taxonomy places the organism in Eukaryota, Viridiplantae, Streptophyta, Magnoliopsida, Amborellales, Amborellaceae. Gene Ontology annotation, molecular function: mRNA binding. Gene Ontology annotation, cellular component: chloroplast thylakoid membrane. The record is from RefSeq and is a predicted model, not a curated record.
UAUUGUCAUGUUUUAUGAAUAUUGAGGUCAGAUCAAUUCAAGGAUAUUUGAAGCUGAAAGCACAUCUCUUUUGGUGAAAUUUUUGUGAGUGCGCUUGUUUAGAGCCAUAAACUUUUUCCUUAUCCUUUUUGGGCGUAUUCUCAGUUGUAAAUCCCAAGCUCUUCGUCUCUUUGGACCUUCCAAUGGCGGCAGCGCUGAUAGGUUCAUCUUCCGUCCGUUUUCUCUUCCGAAAAUGCCCUCAUUCCACCUGUCUGGAACCCCACAAUCCCCCUUCUCUCUCCCUCCUCAAUCCCUGUUAUCCCCCUCUCGUUUCCUCUUAUUUCCACGAGAGGAGCCUUCAUUUGAGAGCGGCUUUUGCAGUCGAAGAAGUUGCAGAGGUGAAAGCGGAAGAUGUUGCAGAAGUAGAGGAGGAGGAGGAGGAGGAGAUUUUAAUAGAGAAGAAGAGGAAGCUUUAUGCAGAAAAUCUCCCAUGGACUUUCUCGGCCAACGACUUGAGGAAUUUGUUUGGGCAGUGUGGAGCUGUGAAAGACGUAGAUAUUAUUAAGCACAAAAAUGGCAAAAGCAGAGGCUUUGCGUUUAUCACCAUGGAUUCCACAGAGGAGGCUGUUGCAGCAAUUGAUAAAUUUGAUUCUUAUGAAUUGAUGGGAAGGAUUAUAAGAGUACAGUUUGCAAAGCGUAUGAAGCCUCCUCGUCCAGACAAUAUGGUUAUGGACACAAAUUAUAAGAUAUAUGCCACCAAUCUUACUUGGAAAGUGAGGUCCAGCCACCUUCGAGAAUUCUUUAUGGCCACCACUAGCCCAGUCUCUGCUCGGGUGGUUUUUGAUAGCCCUUCAGGAAAAUCUGCAGGCUAUGGUUUCAUUGGAUACGCUACAAAGGAAGAAGCAGAGGCUGCUAUUGCUGAAUUUAAUGGAAAGGAGUUGAUGGGAAGACCGCUUAGAUUGCAAUUAAGUCAAAGGCCGCCAGAUGAGCCUGAUGGGGAAUCAAAAGUGGAAAGUGAUCCUGAAGAUCAAUCAGAAGAAUCUUAAUAUUCCCAGUGACGAUUUAUUGUAGAAACUGAGAUAUUCCAACGGUUUUUGAAGAUAAAUGGAAUGAUAUGUGAUGGACAUGCCAUCUGAGGGCAAAAGACAAUUCAUGCGAGAUAUUGCUGUUUAAGCAUGCGCUGAAUACUUUGAGUGGUGCUCUUAAUGCUUAUAAUUUGGGUACCGAAAAGUUUUUGAGGCAAUAUAGAGCUGGAAGCCUCUUUUUGGGUACCACAAUGCCUGUGCAAGAUGAAUCUUUGCUCGUACUCCAUCUCAAUACUGUAUUUGAUUUAUUCAUUUAUUUCCCCAGAAAAUUGUGAUGUGAGUGAGCAUUAAAUUAUCAAGAAAAUGUGAGUACUAUGUAUCCUUCAGAGGUACCAUUAGGGAAAGGGUUGAAUUUAUUUGGUGCACAUUUUUUCC